Molecule: messenger RNA, 3422 nt
Organism: Eurytemora carolleeae
Lineage: Eukaryota; Metazoa; Arthropoda; Copepoda; Calanoida; Temoridae
Product: Golgi apparatus protein 1
Exons: 15
Coding region: 15-2045 (676 amino acids)
Cellular component (GO): Golgi membrane
Molecular function (GO): fibroblast growth factor binding
Source: RefSeq, a predicted model, not a curated record
GUCCUGAUGGAGUCAUGUCUUGCCUCAUGGAAAACCUUGCUAGGGAUAGUAAAGCAAUGACAGGGGAAUGUAGACAGGUGUUGCUUCAGAUUCACUACUUUUUAUCCAGGGAGAUUCUGGUAGAUCAUGAUCUGUAUAAGAGCUGUCGAAGCGAUGCUAAACGAUUGUGUGGGAGCUCUGAUGGCUGGCAUGUUAGGGAAGGAGAUCCGGUUUCCAAGCUUGUUUUCCCUUGCUUGGUGAGGAACCUGUACAAUGAGGAUGAGGAGGAUGAAAAUGAUGAUUUUGAUGAAACUGAAUCAGAAACUCUUUCAGAUACAUGCUCCGAGCAAGUAGAACGUGUUUUGCGGCAACGUGCAAUCUCGGUAAAACUAUUUCCGGAAGUUGAGGAAGUUUGCCGCGAUUUCUUACAUAUGCACUGUACAGCGCACACUGGGCCUGGUGAAGAAAUGGUUUGCCUACAGGAUAAUUUGCAUUUGCUGACCCCGACCUGCAAAGAGGAAGUUGUUAAGUUUACAGAAAUGGAGGCAAAGAAUCCAUAUCUUCAUCCAAUCAUUUUCAUGGCUUGUCAGAGUGUGAUUGAUGAAAACUGUGGUCUAGAGGAUAAAGCCAGAAAUGGACAAGGCGUACUGCAAUGUUUAGAAAGGUAUAUGCUGGAGCACCCUCCUGAAAGCCAGAAUCCUAUGAAUCACAAGUGUGCAACUAUUGUAGAGAAAUGGGAGAUAAUGACGCUAGAGGAUUUCAGGUUCAGCUUUGAGUUCAAGACAGCUUGUGGUUCCGAGAUUAAGGAACAUUGUAAGAGUAAAACUAAGAAGUAUGAUCUGGUCCACUGUCUGGUUGCUCUGGUAGUAAAUGAUACAGUUCUAGAUCAACCCCAUCGAGUAAACAAGGACUGCAGGGACGAACUCAAGUUUGAACUCCUCCAGAAGCACGGAAACCUGAAGCUGAAUCCUCUGCUGGCAUCUGCUUGUGGCUCUGACCUAGACCGUCUCUGUCCAGGAAAGCAAGGGAUGGAUGCUGUUGAAUGCUUGAAGGACCACAAACCCCGGCGACUAAGUCCCGAGUGCCGGAAGACUCUGCACGGUGACGAAGAGGAAGAAGCUGUGAACAACGAGGUUGAUGUUCCUCUCAUGCGGAACUGUAAGAAAGAGAUUAAAUCUCAUUGUUCCAACGCCAACGCCUCGAGUAUUAUCGACUGUUUGGCCCAGUUUGCUCAAGACUUUGAAUUCGAUCAAAAGUGUUUGAACAUAAUCAAACGACGAAUUACUCAGCACAAUCAAGAUUACAGGCUAAACACAGACCUGGCUAAAGCUUGUAAAAUGGAUAUAAAGAAAUAUUGUCAGAGUAUUCUUCAGGAGAACCAGGAGUACUUUGAGGGGAAAGUCCUGUUCUGUCUUAAGGAGAAGUAUAGUCAGAACAUAAACCUACUGUCUAAAGGGUGUUCUAGGCAGGUUCAGAAAAUGGUGAGAGAAUCCCCGCUUGCCUCGGCGGAUCCUCAAGUGGAGGAAAAAUGUCCCAAAUCAAUGGAAAAAUGUAUAAUUGGAGUUCACAAAGGAUCAGGAUCUCAAGAGGAUGGAGUUGUUGUUGAGCAGGAGUGCUUGUUUAAGAUGUUAGCUACGGGUUCAUUACUUGAUGGAGAUGAGUGUGCAAAUGUUCUUUCAGUUUUAGCAGAGUCUCAGAACAGGGAUGUUAAAUCAGACCGAAUGCUGUUCAAUGCCUGUUCCCUGGAUCUAGCCAAGUUCUGCAGAGAUGUUCAAAGUGGAGAUGGGAAACGAUUUGCCUGUUUGGUUGCAGUAACUAAGGACAGUAAUCUGAGAUUAGAACCAAGAUGUCAGAAGAUAGUUGAGAGUAGAGUAUCCAUGUAUAGAGUUGCACUCAAGGUUCAUCCUAUGGAGCAAGCAUUAGAACUAUAUAAUUCUGUGAUGGAGUCUCCGCAUAGAAACUAUAUAGUAUCCUCCCUAUUCCUUUUCCUCAGUAUUAUAUUUGUAUUUGGUCUCUGUUUCGGCAGAGUCACAAACCGGAUGCGAAAUGAGAUUAAGAACAGAUAAUAUUGCGGCAUUUUUGUAAAGUCCAGCACCGCCAUAUUUGUUUGUUUUUUCAUUGUAACCCCACCUUUUAUGUUGGUUCCUGACAUGUUUAUUUUGUAAAAUCCACUGAGCUGGAAAUUUGUAUUUCAGAAUCACGUGGUCGGAAUUUUUGAAUUUUUAAUCCCUUUAAAACUCACUAAAUACAUUAGUUUUGUUUUCCGACAGAUAAGAUUGAGUUCUUUCUUCAAUCUCUCAUUGAAAGGUCUCAAAGAUACAAUUCAGCUUCUUUAACGACUGCUUCCACUUUGGUGACAUGAAUAUAAAGUUAUUCGUCACUUCAUUCAAUAAUACCUGCUUCAAAUUUGCCUGAUUUUUUUCUUUCUUUUUCCAGCGUCAACGCCCACCCACCGACAAUAAAAUUAUAACAGCUGAAAUCAAUGUAAAAAAACAAUAAUUUGAUAAUUUCAUGAUUUGAUAUCAUGCACUUUGGCCUUAAUAAGGCUAUCUUUCUGUUAGUAAACAAACUUUGAAUCAUCCUAACUUUUCUGAUUGCCAUGAGUUUUUACAUUUUAAUAUAUUUUAUUUUGUUGUAACAAUCAUUUUGUAAUGUGAGUUUAAUAAUUAAGUGAUAAGCAUUUCGUUAUGUUAAUAUUUUACACUUGACAUAAUUCAGUUGUUGGUGAUUCAUUGUCCGAACUAGGUUAAAUUAUGAAUAAAAAUGACUAUAGUUCUGAUGAUGAAGCAUCGAUUGAUUUAAUUAUGUUGUUCACGUUAUUGACAUGAAUUUUUGAAAAUUUAUUUAUUGUCACAAAAGAGUUGUAUUUCUCUUUCUCAUAAGGAAACAAAAUACAUCUUAAAUAUUUUCAGUUUAUUAUUUCAAGAAAAAAUAAAUAAGUAAUUAAAUUAAAUACUAUUAUUAAUUAUUUACAAUCUCCUGUUCUGUUCAAUGUUUUAAAGAAAUCAGCAUAACAUGUUUGUGUCAUUUAAUAUCUGAUUGUUUUUUGCAUUAAUUACAUUAAGUGUGAAUGUACUGCACAAAAAUUUGCAACGCACAUUGCCCAACAUUAAUCCAAUAUCAAUGUAUUCUACGUACCACACAUUUGUGUAUCUUUUCAUUUCUACGGAAUGAUUUUAUUAUUAUUAAUAUUAUAUAUUCUUAGUGAGGGUUUACAUAAUUUGAAUGAUAGGAUUUUUUUAAUAAAUUCUUUUCAUGAAUCUUUGUAUGAAAUUUUUUCUGGAAAUUGCGGCAUGAUCAUGUUCUGGACAAGUUUAAAGCAAUUAUUAUUAAAUUUUUAUAUUAAAACCUUUAAAAGUUAUUUCUUUGAAGUGACCAUUUCAUGAAUUGAAAUCAAGGAUCUAGUCAGCAAGGAGUCCAAAGAGAAGAACGAAAUAAAAAAA